Messenger RNA from Salvelinus namaycush (lake trout), 710 nucleotides. RefSeq names its product neuron navigator 2-like. The record is from RefSeq and is a predicted model, not a curated record. NCBI's taxonomy places the organism in Eukaryota, Metazoa, Chordata, Actinopteri, Salmoniformes, Salmonidae. The transcript is spliced from 3 exons. The coding region runs from base 378 to 710 and encodes 110 amino acids. Gene Ontology annotation, molecular function: protein binding.
GAGAGCCUUCUGCUGUACAUGUGUGUAUACAGGCUGACCUACCCCAGCUGUGGAGCCUCUGUGUGAGCGUAAGCCUGCGUUUUGGCCAACCUUCUUAGAAAAUAGCAAAGAGAUAGAGAGAGAGUCUGAGUGCUUGCAUGUAUGUGUGUGAGUAUGUGAGUGUUGAGUGGUUUCUGAGACGUGCUCUGUAAGCAAGAGCGGAAGAUGCCGGCCAUUCUGGUCGCCUCUAAGAUGAAGUCGGGACUGCCCAAACCGGUGCACAGCGCCCUGCCCAUUCCUCAGCGACAAAACAAUUCCAGGUCCAGGACCUCAGACACAGCCCCCUGAAAGCCCCUCACCGGCAGGGAGAGCGCCGGGGAGAGGACGGGGGGGAGGAAAUGACCACCCCCACCAAAAGGCUCUCAACCACAGGGAGUGACGACCGAGAGGACCCUCAGAUUUACACGGACUGGGCCAACCAUUAUCUGGUGAAGUCGGGCCGUCAGCGACUGAUCAAGGACUUGCAGCAGGAUGUUACAGAUGGAGUGCUACUGGCUGAGAUCAUACAGCUUGUGGCAAAUGAGAAGAUAGAAGACAUCAAUGGCUACCCUAAGAGCCGGACUCAGAUGGUGGGUGUUGGUGCUGUGUUUAAUCUGUCACAUAAGGGGAUCAAUCCUCCACACCCUAAAACAGAGACACCAGGGAGGCUUGCACUACUAACGACAUUAUAG